Messenger RNA from Bombus pascuorum, 4992 nucleotides. It is a transcript of the gene Blm, whose product is annotated as recQ-like DNA helicase Blm. The record is from RefSeq and is a predicted model, not a curated record. The transcript has 14 exons. Gene Ontology annotation, biological process: DNA replication; double-strand break repair via homologous recombination. Gene Ontology annotation, cellular component: cytoplasm; nucleus; chromosome. Bases 764 to 4789 code for a protein of 1341 amino acids. Lineage: Eukaryota; Metazoa; Arthropoda; Insecta; Hymenoptera; Apidae. Gene Ontology annotation, molecular function: 3'-5' DNA helicase activity; ATP binding; four-way junction helicase activity.
UAAGAUGUAAUGUCAGUUUUAAACAUGUUUUAAAUUAAUAUUGAAAUAGGAACUGCCACUAUAAGAGAUUUAUAGAACUGCAAAGAAUAAAAAUUUAUUGUGGAAAGUAUAUAUAUAAGAAUUUCAAAGAUAACGAACUAUUGAUUUAGAAAAUAUAAAGUUUAAGAAUAUUAUCGUAUUUAGUUUAUCAAGCUAUGUACAAGUAUAAUACAUAUUAUAAAGCAUUACAAAUCAUGUUAUUUCAAACGUGAAAAAUUUGUAGUUAUUUAUUCGGCUAACUUCAAAUCAGUUUAAAUCAAGUGAUGCUUGUGAUUAAUUUCUGCCGCCUAAAAUAUAGAAAACACUACAGUUAUGUGAAAAAGAACACGUAAAAUUAUAAAUUAUGAAUGUUAUUUAGUAUGACGUAAAUGUUAUACAUAAAAUUAAAAGUCUUUUAACAAAUGCUUUUAAAUGUUUGAUUAAUUGUUUAAUUUAAUACUUUGAAUUUAUACACAAUCUGUGUUUUUCCAUGAGAUUCAUUAUAAUAUUGUAUUUCGCGUGCUGAAAAAUAUAUGAAGUUAAGAAAGAUGUAUAUUUUUAGAAAUAUUUCAUUCAUCUUUUGUGUUUGUUGCGUUUUAUUUUUGUGUUCUUCCUUAAUAUCACAUUCUAUAUAUAUAAGUAAAUAAUAUAAUAAAUAAAUAUAUCAAAAAUUUUCGUUUACCGUGAAAUUUGUACAUACUUUCAAAAUUUUAUAAUCUUUAAUGCUCACUAAAGUUUCAAGAAAAUGUCAAGAAAGGUUCCACUUAGUCAGAAUGAAAUACAACCUACAUUCAAAGGAUUUCUUGAACGUAUGAAAAGUAAACGCGAUGUACAAUCCAGCACUCCUAAGUCAUCAAAUACAAAUGUAAAACCAGGUGAUUUAGAUACAUCUAUGGACUUCAAUAAUGAAAAAUUAAAAACAAAUGAUAAAAUGUCUAUUAUAUCUCUUAAUAGCUCUGAUGAUUCAAUGUAUUAUAAUGUUAUUAAGAGUACCACAAAAGCAAAUGAUAGCAAUUUGAAAGAUAAUUAUGCUGAAAGUUCUAAAGGAGAAAAUUCAUGUAGAAAUGUAAAAAUAUCACAAAUUAGACAUAGUUACUUAUCAGACAGCGAAGAUGACAUAGUGAUAAAAUCAACUUUAAGUUUAAAUAGAAAAAAAAAAGUUCUUAAUAGUAGUGAAGAACAAAUAUCAAAUCAAAGUUUAUUAUCUAUGAAGGAGGAUAAACCACUUGAUAAUGUAUUUUUGCAUACAACUACUGAGAGCAGUAAUAUGCAAACAGAAACACGAGAAAAAUAUUUGAUUGGAAGUAAUAGUCCAAGAACUCCAAAAAAAUGUUUAAACUUCAAGAAAAAAGAAAAUAUAAUAAUAUCAGAUUCAGAUAGCAGCCCAAAUUUUAAACAAAGUUUAAAAAGAACCCCUACAAAAGGAUGGAUAGGGCCAGAUUUCAAAUUAGAUUUAAAACCUUUAGGCUUAGGAAAACAGUUGGAUUCAUGGAUACAAUCUACAAAAGGAAAACCAAUAAUGGCUUCAGUACCAAUUACAAAAGAUGAAUUGGAAAAUAGACAUAAGCAUUUAAAAGAUUUUCAAAUAGAAAUUCUUAGUAAAUUUUACACUGCAUUAGACCAAAUACCAUUACCAGUGCUAGAAAAAUUUCCACAGUUUAAUGCGCGUUCAUUUCAAGAAUUAAAAAUUUUAUAUCAACAUGUUAAAGCAAAAAUUCGUUUAGUUGAGACAAAGCUAGCACAUAUUAAAAUUGAUGAAAACAAAAAACUUGCCGAUAAAGAAUUAUCUGAUGUUACAAAUAAUUUUCCAUUAUCUAAAACAUCUGAAACUUUAAAUCAGCAGUCAGUUAUAAGCAUUUCAGAUAAUGAUAGUUUUAGUGCAUCUAAUACUAACUUAUUAGAUGCAGAAUCGAGUUGUAUUGCGAAGACACAAACGACCUUGUCAACAGUAAAAGAAUUCCCCCAUUUCUUACAAAAAGAACCUGAAUCACAAAUAAAGGAUCAAAAGAACGGUAUUGAUUUACAGAGUUCUGUAAAAAUUAAAUCAGAUGAUUCUCCAAUUCAAGGAAAAAAAAGUACAUUUGAAUUGAAAAGGCCCAUUAAAGCAACUGGUUCUGAACUUUCUAAACAAAUAGGAGAAAUAUGGAAAAAGGAAGAAGGGUCCAGAGUUACUAAUACUAAAACUAUAGUUUCUAACUUGAAUGCAAAUACUAGUUUUGACAAUACAUAUAAUAUAGAAAAAGUACAAAUUAGUGAAAGUGCAUGUCCUGAAUGGAAAGAAAGAGAAAAUUUUCAAAUUCCUGAAAAACCAGGAUGUGAAAAUAAACCAGCUGAUUGGAAUGUAAUAGAUGUGCCAUAUAUGAAAGACAAAAUUUCAUUUUCUGAAGAGAUAGUUGAUUGUUUAACUCAAGAAUUUAAUCAAUUUCCCACAUUGAGUAAAGAUUGCAAUAUAAAGUUGGAUUUAUCAGCAGGUGCUACACAAAAUACUGAUAAUGAAAGUAAACAAGAACAGAAAAAAGAUAAAAUAAAUUCGUCAAUAGGUAUUUUUACUGGAAGUUAUAAGAAUGAUGGUGUUAGUGGUGAAUUUGAUGGAUUAACAUAUCCGCAUUCACGAGAAAUGUUAAAGGUUUUUCGACAAAAAUUUGGAUUAUAUUCAUUCAGACCAAACCAAUUGCAAGCAAUUAAUGCUGCAAUUUUAGGGUUUGAUUGUUUUGUGUUAAUGCCAACUGGAGGAGGAAAAUCACUAUGCUAUCAACUUCCAGCACUUUUGUUACCUGGAGUAACAAUUGUAAUUUCACCAUUAAAAAGUCUCAUUCUUGAUCAAGUUCAAAAACUUACUUCUCUUGAUAUUCCUGCUGCACAUAUGUCUGGUGGAAUAACAGAUAGUCAAGCAAGCGGAAUAUAUAGAGAACUUUCAAAGAAAGAACCAUCUCUUAAAUUAUUAUAUGUAACGCCAGAAAAAAUUUCUGCAUCUCAAAAAUUUUGCAAUCUUUUGACUACAUUAUAUGAAAGGGGAUUAUUAGCAAGAUUUGUCAUUGAUGAAGCACAUUGUGUUAGUCAGUGGGGUCAUGAUUUUCGUCCUGAUUAUAAAAAAUUAAAUCGUCUCAGAGAAAAUUAUCCUAAAGUACCAGUGAUUGCACUAACUGCAACAGCUACACCAAGAGUUAGAACCGAUAUAUUACAUCAAUUAGGUCUUAGUGUACCUAAAUGGUUUAUGUCAAGUUUUAAUAGACCUAAUUUAAGAUAUAGCAUAAUUGCAAAAAAGGGAAAAAAUUGUUCAGAUGAAGUAAUAGCUAUGCUAAAAAUGAAGUACAAGAAUGAGUGUGGUAUUGUUUACUGUUUAUCUCGCAAAGAUUGUGAUGAUUAUGCGAUGCAAAUGAGAAAAAAUGGCAUUAAGGCACUGAGUUAUCAUGCUGGCCAUACAGAUAGUAAUAGGACUGAUAUUCAAGGUCGAUGGAUUUCAGAAGAAAUCAAAGUUGUAUGUGCAACAAUAGCAUUUGGAAUGGGGAUUGAUAAACCCAAUGUACGAUUUGUAAUUCAUGCAGCUCUUCCAAAAUCUAUUGAAGGUUACUAUCAAGAAAGUGGACGCGCUGGACGUGAUGGGGAAAAUGCAGACUGUAUAUUAUUUUAUAAUUAUGCUGAUAUGCACAGAAUUAGAAAAAUGAUCGAACUAGACAACCCAAAUCCUACUGUAAUAAAGACUCAUAUAGAUAACUUAUAUAAAAUGGUAUCAUUUUGUGAAAAUAAGACAGAUUGUCGCAGAGCACAACAACUCCAUUACUUUGGAGAACUGUUUGAUCGACAACAAUGCAUUGUAAACAAAGCCACAUCAUGUGACAAUUGUAGAUGUAAAGAUGAUUUCACUAUGUUAGAUGCAACAGAUGAAGCAAAGCAUAUUUUGAGAGCUGUACGUGAAAUUAAUCAAUCAAGAAAUUCUAAUCUUACAUUAGUACUUCUUACAGACAUAUUUAAAGGAAGUGAUCUUAAAAAACUAAGGGAAUCAGGUCUUACUAAGAAUCCUUUAUACGGCCGUGGAAGAUCAUGGAAUAGGCACGACAUAGAACGUUUACUUCAUUAUAUGGUACUCAAAGAAUAUUUACAAGAACAGAUGUAUAUAAACAAUGAAAUUGCUUGUGCUUAUCUAAAAAUUGGACCAAAUGCCAGUGAACUCAUGACAAAAAAAGAUACAAAGGUAAUGCUUCCUAUGAAAUCAUCCAAUAAUAGUACUACUGCUGUCGCAACAGUAUCUACAGUUACGAAAAAGAUUGACAAAGUACUUCUGGAACUGCAACAACGAUGUUACAAAGAAUUGAUGGAAAUAAUAAAAGGAAUUGCUGGAGCACUCGAUAUUUCAGCAUCUUCGGUUAUGAAUAUGAUUGCAAUUAGGGCAAUGAGUCAAAAUCUUCCGGACAGUGAAGAAGCUAUGUUACGAAUUCCACAUGUAACUAAAGCAAAUUUUGAAAAAUAUGGAAAAGCACUAUUAGAUAUUACACAAAGAUAUGCUGCAGAGAAAUAUGUAUUAAUGAAUGAAGAGAAAGAAGACAGUAAUAACGACACUGACGAUGAUACUUGGUAUAACGAAACUACUACUUCUACCGCUAAAUCCAACAUAGUCCGCGGUAUAAAACGUAAAGGUAAAAAUAGUUACCGAAAUACAAAUAAAAAGUACAAGCGGACAGCGUCAAAUUCGCGAAGAGGAAAAGCAACAACAAAAGUAAGAAAUACAACCACAUACUCAAAUAAAGGCCCGGGACUUGUGAGUUUCAGUUAAUAUACUUGUUUUUUAAUUGUAUAUUUGUAUCUAUAAGAGUGUAAUGCUCUGUAUAACUUAGGAUACAAUGUAUCUGUAAUACGAAGUUGGCAUUUCUGCCAUUUUAUCUCAAAAUAAUGCAGCAGUAUUAUGUAUGUUGUUUUUGUAAGGAAUCUAUAAAAGUCUUGUACAGAAUUUUGUAAUAAAAUGUUUUAUUUUUAAUA